Cydia pomonella (codling moth) is the source of this 1929-nucleotide messenger RNA. RefSeq names its product putative OPA3-like protein CG13603. Bases 170 to 1045 code for a protein of 291 amino acids. Gene Ontology annotation, biological process: regulation of lipid metabolic process. Lineage: Eukaryota; Metazoa; Arthropoda; Insecta; Lepidoptera; Tortricidae. The transcript has 4 exons. Gene Ontology annotation, cellular component: mitochondrion. The record is from RefSeq and is a predicted model, not a curated record.
CAGAUUUUUGUUAAUGUCAGAUUAUGUAUGAAUGGUGUUAUACGAAUAGCAGAAAACUUGCAAAAUUAAAUUGAUACAUGCAAUCGUUUGUUCGGUUUUCCCUAGUAGGGCUAGAAUUUCUAUAUUAAUAUUUGCUGUGUUAUUACAAUCCCUAGAAUUAUAAGCGACAAUGGUUAUUGGAGCGUUUCCUAUUGCCAAAUUGUCUGUGUUACUAAUCAAGCAGAUCAGCAAACCCAUCGCUAAUGCAUGUAAAGAACGAGCCAAAAAUAGUCCCUUUUUCAGGACGUAUGUUUGUAUGCCUCCUGCCCAAUUCUACAAUUGGUGCGAGGUGAAAGCUAAGAUGUGGGUCCUAAAUUUGGGUAAACCUGUAAACAUACCUGUGCUGAGCCAGGAAAUGGCCAUUGAGCUGGGUGCCAAUCUGCUGGGUGAAUCAGUCAUUUUUAUUAUUGGUGCUGCCCUGAUUACUGUGGAAUAUAGCAGGCAAAGCAAAAAAGAGGCAGCUAAAGAACAAGCUCGUAUAGAUGAGCUGAAACACAUAACCAAUACUAUUACAGACUUGUACUUUGCAGUCCAGCAACAAGAAACACAGAUCAGGGAAAUGGAGCGCCUCAUUCAUUCAGUCAGUGGUAAAAAGAUACAAGCCCCUCCUCCAGAUGUCAGGGACAUAACCAAAUCACUGAAGGAACUUGAAGAAUUGACUACUGCUAAGAGUUCCCCUCCACAACCCCCAGCUGGACAAACAUCCCCAAAAGGCCAGCAGCCCCCCACCACCCAACAGCCUCCAGCACAGCAAAGGCCACAAGAUGGCUCUAAAAUGAUGACAGCUGAGGCUCAACUUAUUUCCACACCAUACCCUGACAAAGGACUAAUACUUCAAUCAUUGAAUUACAUCCAAAUGGAUGUUUUUAGUUCAAUAUUUCCUCAUAGCCAAAGGGUAGAGGACAAUAAACAACAAGAAAAGAAAAUACAGUCUCAGAAACGUGAUAGUGCUGUACUUUCAGAGGCUCUCUACAACAUUGAACAUAACUUUAAGAGCUUGUUUUAAAGUGUAUGCAAAUUUGUAAAAUUUAGGGAAAGUUAGUUUGUUAUGGUUAUGAUAUAACACAUUCUAUUGUAUAAAGUUUUUUUUUGUAUAUUGGCAGUAUUUAUUUUGCUGCGCUUUUCUUUGAAGUUAGUGAAGCUUAAAAUUUAUAAAUGACAAUGUUUAUAAAUUGCUUUUAAUCUUUACUGCCAACCAGUUUGCAUUUGUGUUCGAAACUUUUUACUCUAGAAGGGUUGACACAAGAUACUGGGAGUUAUCAGGUACUUGAUGAUGUAUACAUUUUGGUUUGAAAUGUUUUAUGGCUAUAGUAUUUGAGUGUAAAAAGCUAGUGUAUAUUAUACACAUUCAAGCUAUAAAUUAAAAUAAUGUUGCUAAGCAGACAUUUAAUAGGCAAAAUAAUAAGAUUAGUGCAUGCUUAAUACUUACUGAGUAGUGUAGUGAUUCAAUGUUUGUUACCACACUAGGUCUAUGCAAGUCUACAAAGUAUGACUUGUAAACUCAAAUGUAUAAAUACUAAUUUAUUAGGCAACAAUGUAAAUAAAUUGUAUCCAAUAAUAUUAUCUUUCUUUUUUUGAGGUACUGACAUCAUAACUCAUUAGACAUACAAGAACUAUAGUCAACUAUGAUUCAACAAAUGUGUAAUGUUGUAUGAUUCAAUUUGCUGUAAAGGUGUGAAAAAAGGGUAAUUAUACAACUAUUAUAUUAGACCAGUAACCAAUAACAAGAUAACACUAGGUUAGUUAGUACAGAGUUUUUAGCUAGAACACAUGUUUAAAAGUAUUUUGCAGCUAUGUGUGACUAAAGAAUAAUUUAGGGCAUUCAAUAUUUACAUCUGAUGUCUCCCAUGUUGCCUACUGUAAAGAUACAAUAAAUAACACAAUCACAUA